GAAGACGAGGAGGUAAAGGGCCACCUCGAGAAGUAACAGUACCUACGGCUAGUUCGCGUAAAGCAAAUGCGAGAGUAAGCAAGGUAUAUGUGGAGAGGUCUGGUGGCUGCUUGCUUCGCCUGCCUGCUCGGCUCGGGUGCGCUGCCCGCCAGGACGUUGAACCCAGCGCGACUCAACCUGGGGAUCAUCCGCGGGUACAGGGCCCUCCUUUACCGUAUUUUCGUAUGCGGCCUCUACGCUACCUGGUUUGCCCGUACGGAUCAGUUGGACUCGUGAAGAUUAUCUUCCUGGCUUAUCCCUUCUGUGUGUCAAGGGGUUGAUGAUCCAGGGUGGUGAAGGGAGGAAAGAGCAACGCGAAUUAUUCCCUGCGAAUGGACGUUACUUGACUGCGUGACUCUCGUUGGCUUUUUUUAAACGUUAAAUGACUUUUUAAAAACUGCUCCAAUUUUUUCACAUUAAUUUUUUUUUCCAAAAGGGUUGAACACUCCUAACUCUAAACUUGGACAGCUGACUUUUUACGUCUGUCCUACUUAACUUUCUUCUUUAAACUUUUUCGUAACUUUUACCACAGAAUUGUCCCGUGUUACGCGAAUUUUUUGUCGUUUCCCUCACAGAUCUGGAUCGAUCGUAGGAGUCUCUUACGAGUCUUCUCUCUUCGCGUUGAUCGAGACGCAAAUUUUACUCAUACAUCUACAGUUAUAAAAUACGGCAAUUAAUAUUACUAAUUAAUAAUUGCCGUAUAGGUGAAGUUAAGCGAUAUUCCUUAAUCGUUGACAAUCGAUCCCACUGCCCGCAUCUCUCUUGUCGUUCCAUACUCUCUUACUCUCUCUCUCUCUCUCUCUCUCUUUCUCUCUCUCUCUAACUCCCCGACCACUUUCAACACCACGUCUCCCCCUGUACCUCGACUCACGGCAUAACGGUUGUCUUCCGAAGCACACGCGCGAACCUUCUAGAAGGUGGGUUAAAUCGCGCGCCGAGAUGUACAAUAACAGCAAAGAGAGCUUAAACCAACUGUAGGAAGAAAGUUUUUAAUAGGACAAAAGAAACAAUUGUUUCUGAAUAAACCAAAAAUCCAUAAGUCAGAAAGUCAACAGAAAGUAUCUUUAAAGUACAUGCGCAUGUAUCUGCAUCUGACAACGACAGAAAGUUCAUGAAAAUCAUCAGUCCAAUGGAAUCCGAGAAUGACUAUUGCGUAAAGUAUAAAGCGGCGGCCAUAUUUAUUUUCUACGCGCACUCUCUCUCUCUCUCUCACACACACACGUAUCUAUAUCCUACCACAGGGUCUCUCUCUACGUAUCCAUCUCUCUCAAAUCUUUUUCCCAACAGCACAGCCCCUUUCUCCGUGCAAGCGAACGAAGUCGACGACGCGAGGCGUCUCCGGGCGUCCCCAGGCGUCGGUGCCCUGGCGAUAGUGAAAGUGCGGCCGCGUAUACAACGCAGAAAAGAGACAACAAAGAAAGAACCGGUGAAGAGAACGAAACCGGGCCGAGGGAACGACCUAACCAGGAGUCGCAAUGUCCUGACGAAGAUGGAACGCACCUUCGGACCACUGGGCGCUCUGUACCGGUAUAUGCAGUCAAGAACGCGAGUCAAGAUCUACACCAGGAACGAGAGGGGUAUCAGAGGACACGUGGAGGCAUACGUGGUCGCCUUCGACAAGCACUGGAAUCUCGCAUUGGAGGAUUGCUUUGAAGUCUGGACUCGUAAGGUCAAAAGAAAGGCGCCUGCAUUGGGUCCACCAGAUAGCAUCAAGCUGCCGGACGACAUGCCCAGGACAGUCGUGAAGGAAAGUAACGGAAAAAUCGAGACCCUGGAGAGGCACGUGACGCAGUUGCUACUGCGAGGCGAGCAGAUUGCCAUUAUAAUGAAAAUUGACUAGCGCCAUUAUACAAAUAUAUACAUAGCCAGUCACGAAUAAUACUAGGGUACAUUUACUAUAUGCACAUAAAGCCCAUUGCAACCUGAUCAACGUGAAAGUGAAACGGAAUAUAGGAUUAUAAUCGAUCAAUCGUUGUGUAUCAUGAAAAUCGACCUAAGGCGCUUACCAAUCGCCAUAUGAUUAUACACACCAAAUAGCCUAUUGAUAAGAACGUAUACAUAAAUUAAUCACAAUAACAGCAUAAUACAAGCAAGACCAUUGUAAGAUUACUCAGUGUCAAAAUUUUUGCAAAUUAAAUUUGAAGGGGACUCGAUCGAAUUUCAUUCGACGAUAAACAACAACGGACAAUACAGCAGUCCGUUCUAUAUAUAGAGAACCGUCCUGGCGUGGGUGAAUAAAUUGAAAAAAUAAAAACCACGUCAAAAAUUAA
Cephus cinctus (wheat stem sawfly) is the source of this 2309-nucleotide messenger RNA. RefSeq names its product U7 snRNA-associated Sm-like protein LSm11 (gene Lsm11). The record is from RefSeq and is a predicted model, not a curated record. Gene Ontology annotation, biological process: mRNA 3'-end processing by stem-loop binding and cleavage. The transcript is spliced from 4 exons. Gene Ontology annotation, cellular component: U7 snRNP. Gene Ontology annotation, molecular function: U7 snRNA binding. NCBI's taxonomy places the organism in Eukaryota, Metazoa, Arthropoda, Insecta, Hymenoptera, Cephidae. Bases 1151 to 1879 code for a protein of 242 amino acids.